Molecule: messenger RNA, 17526 nt
Organism: Coregonus sp. 'balchen'
Lineage: Eukaryota; Metazoa; Chordata; Actinopteri; Salmoniformes; Salmonidae
Source: the annotation of a GenBank genome assembly
CUUCAAUCCUGCAUAGUAAAAGCAUAUCUGUGAUAGUCAGAGUACGUGUGUGUUCCUUUGUUUCAGUAGAGAUGCCGCGUCAGUUCCCUAAGAUCUCGCUGAGCGAGGUGGAUGAGUCGGUGCGUCUUCUGGCAGAGAAGGUGUACGCCUCGGCGUUGAAGGAGGAGGACACCAAGGAUGCCCUGUCCAUGUACACUGUGCCUGAGGACUGCCCGAUCGGCCUGCACCAGGACCGGGAGAUGGAGAUGCUCAAGGAGAUCGCCGAGCAGUACUCUGAGGAAAGCGUCAAGAGGUCAGAGGGCACAGAAAAACUAAUGGGUCUAAUAGGUCAGGGACACUGGGAGUCAAUUUCAAAGUAUUUCAGUUCAUGUCAAGUCACUGAAAUGAACUGAUCUUCAAAUGUAGACAUUUUCAGUGAGGAUUAUUUUCCCCAAGUGACUUGAAUGACAUUGAGUUAAAAAGGAGACUAGGGUCCGGAAUGUCCACUUAUCCACUUGUAUGAUGUUGGUCUCUCCAGGAAGAAGAGUUUUAAGGUUAAGCGUUACCAGUCGGUAUCUCAGCAGGUCCCCAUUUCCUUCAACAUCAAUCCAGAGUGGGCUAUGUCUGUAGUCACCCCUCUGCUUUCCCCUGGCGCCCCUGUCUGCCCUAGUAUCCCAGAGAACUCCCCAGAGUUCCAGAGGGUCACCAUCAGCGGAGAUUAUUGUGCAGGGGUAAGCGACGUCAUACAAUAAUAUGAUACUUGUAUGAUCUAAUUUAAUCACAUCACAAAUCAUGUCAUAUACUUCAUGCAAUGAUCCCCCAAAAAAUUAUACCAAGGCAAGAGCUAGCUUGGAAACAAUACUUCUAGGAGUUGCCAUUUCUAAUGACAGUGUAUUGCCUAUAAUGGCCUGUCAACACACUUCAUUCCCAGAUCACAGUGGAGGACUAUGAGCAGGCAGCCAAGACCCUGAUGAAGGCCCUGUUCAUCAGAGAGAAGUACUCCAGGCUGGCCUACCACCGCUUCCACAGGACCACCGCCCAGUUUCUCCGCAGCGCUGAGAACCAGAAGUGGAACGUGGAGGACGAGAUCUUGCCAGGUAGAGAAUCACAUUGUACACAUCCAGCAUCAACCACAUACCAGCUACCUGCUCAUCAAUGUGAUAGAUACAGUAUAAGACUUUGGGGCAAAGAGCCCUAGAAACAGCUUUGCCUUGAUUAUUUCUGAAAAGGACUCAUAGGAAAAGUAACUCCAAUUCGAGACACUCAUCCUCUUCUUCUGUCGUUUCCUCUCACUCUCUCCACUCUUCCCUCUGUCCACUUAUUUAAUCCUGUCCUCUGCAGACAUGUGCCCCUGCCCUCGAGAGGGGGAGGACCCGUACACUACGGAGGGCAUACCUGACGACCUGAACUACCCGCUGCAGAUGAAGGACGGCAUCGUGUACGUGUACGACGAUGCAGAGGCCCUGAAGCAGCAGCAGCCCCACAGCCUGCCCUACCCCGACUUGGAGACCUUCGCGAUAGACCUCAGCCAUGUCCUCGCCAUGAUCGCAGACGGGCCCACGUGAGCACCCCACCACCAAUAUCACCACCUCCCACUGUUGCCCAAUUCCCAAUGACCCCUCUAUUACAGUGUUUCUAAUGUCAUCUCAUUCUUCUUCCAGGAAAACCUACUGCCACAGACGACUGAACUUUGUGGCCUCCAAGUUUUAUCUGCAUGAGAUGUUGAAUGAGAUGGCUGAGUUGAAGGAGCUGAAAGGUGUACCUCACAGAGACUUCUAUAACGUCAGGAAGGUUGGUGAUGUACACUACCAUUCAAAAGCUUGGGGUCACUUAUACAUUUCCUUGUCAAUUAAAAUAUAAAAUUGAUCAGAAAAACAGUGUAGACAUUGUUAAUGUUGUAAAUGGCUAUUGUAGCUGGAAAUGGCUGAUUUUUUUAUGGAAUAUCUACAUAGGCGUACGGAGGCCCAUUAUCAGCAACCAUCAGUCCUGUGUUCCAAUGGCACGUUGUGUUUACUAAUCCAAGUUUAUCAUUUUAAAAGGCUAAUUGAUCAUUAGAAAACCCUUUUGCAAUUAUGUUAGCACAGCUGAAAACUGUUGUGCUGAUUAAAGAAGCAAUAAAACUGGCCUUCCUGAGACUAGUUGAGUAUCUGGAGCAUCAACAAUUGUGGGUUUGAUUACAGAAUCAAAAUUGCCAGAAACAAAGAACCUUCUUCUGUAACUCGUCAGUCUAUUUUUGUUCUGAGAAAUUAAGGCUAUUCCAUGCAAGAAAUUGCCAAGAAACUGAAGAUCUCGUACAAUGCUGUGUACUACUCCCUUCACAGAACAGCGCAAACUAGCUCUAACAAGAAUAGAAAGAGGAGUGGGAGGCCCCGGUGCACAACUAAGCAAGAGGACAAAUACAUUAGUGUCUAGUUUGAGAAACAGACGCCUCACAGGUCCUCAACUGGCAGCUUCAUUAAAUAGUACCCGCAAAACACCAGUCUCAACGUCAACAGUGACGAGGCGACUCCGGGAUGCUGACCUUCUAGGCAGAGUUGCAAAGAAAAAGCCAUAUCUCAGACUGGCCAAUAAAAAUAAAAGAUUAAGAUGGUCAAAGAACACAGACACUGGAAAAAAGUGUUAUGGACAGACGAAUUGAAGUUUGAGGUGUUCGGAUCACAAAGAAUAACAUUUGUUAGACGCAGACCAAAUGAAAAGAUGUUGGAGGAAUGCUUGAUGCCAUCUGUCAAGCAUGGUGGAGGCAAUGUGAUGGUCUGGGGGUGCUUUGGUGGUGGUAAAGUGGGAUAUUUGUACAGGGUAAAAGGGAUCUUGAAGGAAGGCUAUCACUCCAUUUUGUUUGCAACGCCAUGCCAUACCCUGUGGACGGCGCUUGAUUGGAACCAAUUUCCUCCUACAACAGGACAAUGACCCAAAGCACAGCUCCAAACUAUGCAAUAACUAUUUAGGGAAGAAGCAGUCAGCUGGUAUUCUGUCUAUAAUGGAGUGGCCAGCACAGUCACCGGAUCUCAGCCUUAUUGAGCUGUUGUGGGAGCAGCUUGACCGUAUCGUACGUAAGAAGUGCCAAUCAAGGCAAUCCAACUUGUGGGAGGUGCUUCAGGAAGCAUGGGGUGAAAUCUCUUCAUAUUACCUCAAUAAAUUGACAACUAGAAUGCCAAAGGUCUGCAAGGCUGUAAUUGUGGCAAAUUGAGGAUUCUUUGACGAAAGCAAAGUUUGAAGGACACAAUUAUUAUUUCAAUUAAAAAUCAUUAUUUCUAAUCUUGUCAAUGAAUACAUUUCCUAUUCAUUUGCUAUAUUUCCUAUUCAAACUAAUUUAAUGUAGGUUUUCAUGUAAAACAAGGACAAUUCUAAGUGACACCAAACUUUUGAACGGUAGUGUAUAGAGUAUAAGAUGUAACGCAAAUAAAAGGGUUGAAACUCCCAUGAUUAGAUGGUCAUACAUUACAUCUCACUGACUCAAGCUGUGCUUUAGAACAAGCUGACAAAAUAUGUCUGUCUUAUGCCUCCUCAUAAAUACAGGUAGACACUCACAUCCACGCAGCCGCUUGCAUGAACCAGAAGCACCUGCUGAAGUUCAUCCAGACCACCUACAAGACCGAGGCAGACCGCGUGGUGCUGGAGAAGGGGGGCCAGAUGAUCACCUUGAAACAGGUGUUUGACACCCUGGCCAUGGACCCCUAUGACCUCACUGUGGACUCCCUGGACGUACACGCUGUAAGAAUGUUCCAGAAACACUUACGUGCUCCAAUGCUUGAAAUAAUAUCACGUUUUUAAACACAUUUAAUAACCUAUUCAGCAUACCGAUUAAACUGUUCAUAAGCAGUUCAUAACACCUUUAUAAUGCAUAUGAAUAUUCAGAAGUAUGUCUUUAAACAAUUGCAGUUUGGCAGUAGGUUCCAUGUAACUUGUGUUUGAGGAUCACAAUGAUAGUGGUGCUAAACUGCCAUUGUUGACAAAAGCAUGUAAUAAAUUAUAAAUGUUUACUCUAUUAGGGAAGGCAAACAUUCCACCGCUUUGAUAAGUUCAACUCCAAGUACAACCCUGUGGGAGCAAGCGAACUCAGAGAGAUUUACCUGAAAACAGACAACUACAUCAAAGGGGAAUACUUUGCACGCAUCAUCAAGGUAUAGGAUCAACUUAUGCUCAAUAUCAACUCCACUAUCAUGGGCAUCUCUAACGUACUGUAAUUCUUUUCCUCUUCCUCUAUAACAGGAAGUGGCUCAUGAGCUGGAGGAGAGUAAGUACCAGCACGCAGAGCCCCGUAUGUCCAUCUACGGCCGCUCCCCUGAUGAGUGGGAGAGCCUGGCCUCAUGGUUCAUCCAGCACAAGGUUCACUCCCCCAACAUGCGAUGGAUCAUCCAGGUGCCCAGGAUCUAGUAAGUGCCACAGGGAGAAGGGAAGAUAAGGGAAUGCUGCUCUCAAUGCUGAUCUCUAGGGUGGUGGUACUAUAAUUCUUCAACCAUAAUGGUCUUUGUAAGACUUCACUAGUUGUAAGUGGCAAUGGAGAUGUGUAAAAUAGGACAUGUUACAUUGUAAACCAAGGUGAUGGUCAAUUUACUGGUUGUUAUUUAACUUGGAACCAAUUGAUUCCCAGCUCUUGUUUGCAAAUACCAAUGGUGGGCCGACACUCUUAGAAAAAAAGGGUUCUACCUGGAACCAAAAAGGGUGCUCCUAUGGGGACAGCCGAAGAACCAUUUUUUCUAAGAGUGUUUUAGUCACACAAAAGAUAGUAGGAAUGGUGCUGCAACUUGAAAAAAGAAAGGCAGUUGUCAGCAUUAUUAUUGAUCAACAAAUAAUUGAAUUUAAUCCAUCAUUAGUCUUACAAUGAUCAAGCAAAUUACAUCUGUCUAUCUAAAGAUAUGUUUCAGAAAUGUAACAUUUUGUCUUGCAGUGACAUUUUCAAGUCGAAGAAGAUAAUACAGAACUUCGCCAAACUGUUGGAGAAUAUUUUCCUCCCACUGUUCGAGGCUACAGUCAAUCCACAAAAGAACAAGGAGAUACACAUUUUCUUGAAAUACGUGAGUAUUUACAACACACAGCAGGGUAGCUCAACUUUAUCAGACUGAUUUUCCAUGUCAGAAAUAGGGAAAUAACUAUAUACAGUGCAUUCGGAAAGUAUUCAGACCCCUUGACUUUUUCCACAUUUUGUUACAUUACAGCCUUAUUCUAAAACGGAUUCAAAAAAAAUUCCCCUCAACAAUCUACACACAAUACCCCAUAAAGACAAAGCAAAAACAGGUUUUUAGACAUUUUUGUAUUCAGACCCUUUACUCAGUACUUGAAGCAUCUUUGGCAGCGAUCACAGCCUUGAGUCUUCUUGGGUAUGACGCUACAAGCUUGGCACACCUGUAUUUGGGGAGUUUCUCCCAUUCUUCUCUGCAGAUCCUCUCAAGCUCUGUCAGGUUGGAUGGGGAGCGUCGCUGCACAGCUAUUUUCAAGUCUCUCCAAGAAUGUUAGAUGGGGUUCAAAACCGGGCUCUGGCUGGGCCACUCAAGGACAUUCAACCUUGUCUUGGAUGUGUGCUUAGGGUCGUUGUUCUGUUGGAAGGUGAACCUUUGCCCCAGUCUGAGGUCCUGAGCGCUCUGGAGCAGGUUUUCAUCAAGGAUCUCUCUGUACUUUGCUCCGUUCAUCUUUCCCUCGAUCCUGACUAGUCUCCCAGUCCCUGCCGCUGAAAAACAUCCCCACAGCAUGAUGCUGCCACCCAGUGGAGGCUCCUCAGUGGAGGAAGGGGAGGACCAUCCUCCUCAGUGAAUUUCAUAAAAACAAAAAUUGUAAAACAUUAAAAAAUUUAACCUUUUUAGAUAAAUAUAUUCACAUGUCACCAAAUAAUUGAUUAAAAUACAAAUGUUUUGCAAUGAAGGUCUACUGUAGCCUCAACAGCACUCUGCAGGGUAGCACCAUGGUGUAGCCGAAGGACAGCUACCUUCUGUCCUCCUCUUGGUACAUUGACUUCAGUACAAAACCUAGGAGGCUCUUGGUUCUCACCCCCUUCCAUAGACUUACACAGUAAUUAUGACAUCUUCCGGAGGAUGUCCUCCAACCUAUCAGAGCUCUUGCAGCAUGAACUGACAUGUUGUCCACCCAAUCAAGGGAUCCGAGAAUGAAUCUAGUACUGAAAGCAUAAGCUACAACUAGCUAGCACUGCAAUGCAUAAAAUGUGGUGAGUAGUUGACUCAAAGAGAGAGAAAGACAAUAGUUAAACAGUUUUCAACAAAUUAAUUUCUUCAAAAAUGAAGGAGAAGCAAGAGAAAGAGAGAUUGUCCUUUUUUUCACAUUCAGUUUCACUUACUUAGCUAGCAAAUGCAGCUAGCUAGUUUAGUUACUCAAACACCUGGCUCAAAGAGAGAUGCUAUGUUAACUAGCUGGCUAUGACUAUCCAACACAACACUGGAACUCUUCCAAGUCAAGGUAAGCUUUUGGUUUUAUUAAUUUAUUGCAACGGCCCGCCAGUGUAACUGCUUACUGACUAUACACUGUAACGUUACUGCAUGAUUGUAGCGGGUUUCUAACGUAUUAGUUGUAUUAGCUAUCAUUAUGUUGACUAGGACGUUACUUUAGCUACAGUGGGGAGAACAAGUAUUUGAUACACUGCCGAUUUUGCAGGUUUUCCUACUUACAAAGCAUGUAGAGGUCUGUAAUUUUUAUCAUAGGUACACUUCAACUGUGAGAGACGGAAUCUAAAACAAAAAUCCAGAAAAUCACAUUGUAUGAUUUUUAAGUAAUUAAUUUGCAUUUUAUUGCAUGACAUAAGUAUUUGAUACAUCAGAAAAGCAGAACUUAAUAUUUGGUACAGAAACCUUUGUUUGCAAUUACAGAGAUCAUACGUUUCCUGUAGGUCUUGACCAGGUUUGCACACACUGCAGCAGGGUUUUUGGCCCACUCCUCCAUACAGACCUUCUCCAGAUCCUUCAGGUUUCGGGGCUGUCACUGGGCAAUACGGACUUUCAGCUCCCUCCAAAGAUUUUCUAUUGGGUUCAGGUCUGGAGACUGGCUAGGCCACUCCAGGACCUUGAGAUGCUUCUUACGGAGCCACUCCUUAGUUGCCCUGGCUGUGUGUUUCGGGUCGUUGUCAUGCUGGAAGACCCAGCCACGACCCCAUCUUCAAUGCUCUUACUGAGGGAAGGAGGUUGUUGGCCAAGAUCUCGCGAUACAUGGCCCCAUCCAUCCUCCCCUCAAUACGGUGCAGUUGUCCUGUCCCCUUUGCAGAAAAACAUCCCCAAAGAAUGAUGUAUCCACCUCCAUGCUUCAUGGUUGGGAUGGUGUUCUUGGGGUUGUACUCAUCCUUCUUCUUCCUCCAAACACGGCGAGUGGAGUUUAGACCAAAACACUCUAUUUUUGUCUCAUCAGACCACAUGACCUUCUCCCAUUCCUCCUCUGGAUCCUCCAGAUGGUCAUUGGCAAACUUCAGACGGGCCUGGACAUGCGCUGGCUUGAGCAGUGGGACCUUGCGUGCGCUGCAGGAUUUUAAGCCAUGACGGCGUAGUGUGUUACUAAUGGUUUUCUUUGAGACUGUGGUCCCAGCUCUUUUCAGGUCAUUGACCAGGUCCUGCCGUGUAGUUCUGGGCUGAUACCUCACCUUCCUCAUGAUCAUUGAUGCCCCACGAGGUGAGAUCUUGCAUGGAGCCCCAGACCGAGGGUGAUUGACCGUCAUCUUGAACUUCUUCCAUUUUCUAAUAAUUGCGCCAACAGUUGUUGCCUUCUCACCAAGCUGCUUGCCUAUUGUCCUGUAGCCCAUCCCAGGUCUACAAUUUUAUCCCUGAUUUCCUUACACAGCUCUCUGGUCUUGGCCAUUGUGGAGAGGUUGGAGUCUGUUUGAUUGAGUGUGUGGACAGGUGUCUUUUAUACAGGUAACGAGUUCAAACAGGUGCAGUUAAUACAGGUAAUGAGUGGAGAACAGGAGGGCUUCUUAAAGAAAAACUAACAGGUCUGUGAGAGACGGAAUUCUUACUGGUUGGUAGGUGAUCAAAUACUUACAGUGGGGGAAAAAAGUAUUUAGUCAGCCACCAAUUGUGCAAGUUCUCCCACUUAAAAAGAUGAGAGAGGCCUGUAAUUUUCAUCAUAGGUACACGUCAACUAUGACAGACAAAUUGAGAAAAAAAAAUCCAGAAAAUCCCAUUGUAGGAUUUUUUAUGAAUUUAUUUGCAAAUGAUGGUGGAAAAUAAGUAUUUGGUCACCUACAAACAAGCAGGAUUUCUGGCUCUCACAGACCUGUAACUUCUUCUUUAAGAGGCUCCUCUGUCCUCCACUCGUUACCUGUAUUAAUGGCACCUGUUUGAACUUGUUAUCAGUAUAAAAGACACCUGUCCACAACCUCAAACAGUCACACUCCAAACUUCACAAUGGCCAAGACCAAAGAGCUGUCAAAGGACACCAAAAACAAAAUUGUAGACCUGCACCAGGCUGGGAAGACUGAAUCUGCAAUAGGUAAGCAGCUUGGUUUGAAGAAAUCAACUGUGGGAGCAAUUAUUAGGAAAUGGAAGACAUACAAGACCACUGAUAAUCUCCCUCGAUCUGGGGCUCCACGCAAGAUCUCACCCCGUGGGGUCAAAAUGAUCACAAGAACAGUGAGCAAAAAUCCCAGAACCACACAGGGGGCCUAGUGAAUGACCUGCAGAGAGCUGGGACCAAAGUAACAAAGCCAACCAUCAGUAACACACUACGCCGCCAGGGACUCAAAUCCUGCAGUGCGAGAUGUGUCCCCCUGCUUAAGCCAGUACAUGUCCAGGCCCGUCUGAAGUACAUUUGGAUGAUCCAGAAGAGGAUUGGGAGAAUGUCAUAUGGUCAGAUGAAACCAAAAUAUAACUUUUUGGUAAAAACUCAACUCGUCAUGUUUGGAGGACAAAGAAUGCUGAGUUGCAUCCAAAGAACACCAUACCUACUGUGAAGCAUGGGGUUGGAAACAUCAUGCUUUGGGGCUGUUUUUCUGCAAAGGGACCAGGACGACUGAUCCGUGUAAAGGAAAGAAUGAAUGGGGCCAUGUAUCGUGAGAUUUUGAGUGAAACCCUCCUUCCAUCACCAAGGGCAUUGAAGAUGAAACGUGGCUGGGUCUUUCAGCAUGACAAUGAUCCCAAACACACCGCCCGGGCAACGAAGGAGUGGCUUCGUAAGAAGCAUUUCAAGGUCCUGGAGUGGCCUAGCCAGUCUCCAGAUCUGAACCCCAUAGAAAAUCUUUGGAGGGAGUUGAAAGUCUGUGUUGCCCAGCGACAGCCCAAAACAUCACUGCUCUAGAGGAGAUCUGCAUGGAGGAAUGGGCCAAAAUACCAGCAACAGUGUGUGAAAACCUUGUGAAGACUUACAGAAAACGUUUGACCUGUGUCAUUGCCAACAAAGGGUAUAUAACAAAGUAUUGAGAAACUUUUGUUAUUGACCAAAUACUUAUUUUCCACCAUCAUAUGCCAAUAAAUUCAUUAAAAAUCCUACAAUGUGAUUUUCUGGAUUUUUUUUUCUAAUUUUGUCUGUCAUAGUUGACGUGUACCUAUGAUGAAAAUUACAGGCCUCUCUCAUCUUUUUAAGUGGGAGAACUUGCACAAUUGGUGGCUGACUAAAUACUUUUUUUCCCCACUGUAUGUCAUGCAAUAAAAUGCAAAUUAAUUACUUAAAAAUCAUACAAUGUGAUUUUCUGGAUUUUUGUUUUAGAUUCCGUCUCUCACAGUUGAAGUGUACCUAUGAUAAAAAUUACAGACCUCUACGUGCUUUGUAAGUAGGAAAACCUGCAAAAUCGGCAGUGUAUCAAAUACUUGUUCUCCCCACUGUAAUAUGGGGACAACGAUGUAGGCAGUGUGUAGCGGUUAUGACAUGGUUUGGCUUGGAAAGGUUUUUUCGCCUGGUCACUUACAGCUGAUGUGUUGUUCAGUGAAGUCCACAAACCGAUGGAAAAGGUGAGAGGAGGAGAGUGCAUAGAGGUGAACUGUGAAAGUGAACUGUGUUUAUUAGUGAUCAGGGGUGUAUUCAUUCUGCCAAACGGGGAUAAAAAUACCUGAAUUUGUCCAAUAGAAGCUCUCGUUUGUAACUGUUGGACUAGAUAAGAUAGAUGCAGGCAAGAGUGUGCAAGGCGGUAUUGAAUGUGUCACUGUCUGUCCUUGUGUCACUGUCUGUCAUAUACAUUUUUUCUCUCGACCUGUGUGCGUACUGUAAGUCAAAAGUUUGGACACACCUACUCAUUCAAAGGUUUUUCUUUAUUUUUAGAUUGUCGAAUAAUUGUGAAGACAUCACAAAUAUGAAAUAACACAUAUGGAAACAUGUAGUAACCAAAAAAGUGUUAAACAAAUCAAAAUAUAUGUUAUAUUUGAGAUUCUUCAAAGUAGCCACCCUUUGCCUUGAAGACAGCUUUGCACAUUAUUGGCAUUCUCUCAACCAGAUUCAUGAGGUAGUCACCUGGAAUGCAUUUCAAUUAACAGGUGUGCCUUGUUAAAAGUUAAUUUGUGGAAAUUCCAGUCAAUCCGGAAAAUGUGAAGAACUUUGAAAGUUUCUUCAAGUGCAGUCGCAAAAACCAUCAAGCGCUAUAAUGAAACUGGCUCUCAUGAGGACCGCCACAGGAAAGGAAGACCCAGAGUUACCUCUGCUGCAGAGGAUAAGUUCAUUAGAGUUAACUGCACCUCAGAUUGCAGCCCAAAUAAAUGCUUCACAGAGUUGAAGUAACAGACACAUCUCAACAUCAACUGUUCAGAGGAGACUGCGUGAAUCAGGCCUUCAUGGUCGAAUUGCUGCAAAUAAACCACUACUAAAGGACACCAAUAAUAAGAAGAGACUUGCUUGGGCCAAGAAACACGAGCAAUGGACAUUAGACCGGUGGAAAUGUGUCCUUUGGUUGGAGUUCAAAUUUGAGAUGUUUGGUUACAACCGCCAUGUCUUUGUGAGACGCAGUGUAGGUGAACGGAUGAUCUCUGCAUGUGUAGUUCCCACGAUGUCACACCAGCCUUCGCUUUGGCUCCCCCUCCUGUCCAGCUCAGGCGUUCGGCGUCGCCAGCCUUCUAGCUGCUGCCGAACCUGCUGCUGGCAAACGCCCUUCACUCAUCAACCCCGGACUUGUCUCGUCAUCAUUACACACACCUGGUUCCAAUCCCCACUCUAUCACUGUAUAUAUACUCCCUCUGUCAUUUGUCUUUGUCGGUCAUUGUAUAUGUAGCUUGUUUUCCUGAGCGGAAUCUCUCCUACUAUUUCUUGAGUACUUUAUAUUUUGCACUGUGGGUUUCGUCCCGCUUUAAGCUACGGUGCUUUAAUAAAUUCAGUAGUUCCAAACCUGCGACUGCCUCCUGCCUACUCCUCUCUACACUUGUGACACAUGAAGCAUGGAGGAGGAGGUGUGAUGGUGUGGGGGUGCUUUGCUGGUGACACUGUCUGUGAUUUAUUUAGAAUUCAAGACACACUUAACCAGCAUGGCUACCACAGCAUUCUGCAGCGAUAUGCCAUCCCAUCUGGUUUGGGCUUAGUGGGACAAUCAUUUGUUUUUCAACAGGCGAAUGACCCAACACACCACCAGGCUGUGUAAGGGCUAUUUGACCAAGAAGGAGAGUGAUGGAGUGCUGCAUCAGAUGACCUGGCCUCCACAAUACUUAAACUCAAUUGAGAUGGUUUGGGAUUAGUUGGACAGCAGAGUGAAGGAAAAGCAGCCAACAAGUGCUCAGUAUAUGUGGGAACUCCUUCAAGACAGAAGGAAAAACAUUCCAGGUGACGCUGGUUGAGAGAAUGCCAAGAGUGUGCAAAGCUGUCAAGGCAAAGGGUGGCUACUUUGAAUUAUCUCAAAUAUAAAAUAGAUUUUGAUUUGUUUAACACAUUUUUGGUUACUACAUGAUUCCAUAUGUGUUAUUUCAUAGUUUUGAUGUCUUCACUAUUAUUUUACAAUGUAGAAAAUUGUAAAAAUAAAGAAAAACCCUUGAAUGAGUAGGUGUGUGUCACGCCCUGACUCAGGGGACUCGUAUAUGUUGAGUCAGGGUGUGUAUGUUCUAUGUUGUGUAUUUCUAUGUUGGUUUUCUAGUAUGUGUAUUUCUAUGUUGGCGGGUGUGGUUCCCAAUCAGAGGCAGCUGUCGCUCGUUGUCUCUGAUUGGGGUCCAUACUUAGGCAGCCUAUUGGCACUAGUGGGUUGUGUUGUGUUGUGUUGUGUUGUGUUGUGUUGUGUUGUGUUGUGUUGUGUGUGUUGUGUUGUGUGUGUUGUUGUGUUGUGUUGUGUUGUGUUGUGUUGUGUUGUGUUGUGUUGUGUUGUGUUGUGUUGUGUUGUGUUGUGUUGUGUUGUGUUGUGUUGUGUUGUGUUGUGUUGUGUUGUGUUGUGUUGUGUUGUGUUGUGUUGUGUUGUGUUGUGUUGUGUUGUGUUGUGUGUUGUGUUGUGUUGUGUUGUGUUGUGUUGUGUGUGUUGUGUUGUGUUGUGUUGUGUUGUGUUGUGUUGUGUUGUGUGUGUUGUGUUGUGUUGUGUUGUGUUGUGUUGUGUUGUGUUGUGUUUGUGUUUGUGUUUGUGUUUGUGUUUGUGUUGUGUUGGACUUCACGUUUCGUUGGUUUGUUGUUUUGUUGGUUGUUUAUUCAUUUAAAUAAACAUGUAUGCAUAUCACGCUGCGCCUCGGUCCGUCCCGUCUGUAAACGACCGUGACAGAAGAUCCCACCAAACGAGGACCAAGCAGCGUGCCCAGGAAGAGCAAAUAGCCAUGUCACAGGUGGGCAAAUGGUGGUCAUGGGAGGAGAUAUUUGCGGGGAAAGGGCCAUGGGCGAAGGUAGAUGCCCAGGUAGGAGAGGUGAAAUGGUGCCAACUGUGCCGACGACGGAGACCCGAGAGGCAACCCCAAAAAAAAUUUGGCCGUGUUUUGGGUCAUUGUCAUGCUGGAAUACCCAUCCACAAUCCAUUUUCAAUGCCCUGGCUGAGGGAAGGAGGUUCUCACCCAAGAUUUGACGGUACAUGGCCCCGUCCAUCGUCCCUUUGAUGCGGUGAAGUUGUCCUGUCCCCUUAGCAGAACCCCCCCCCCCCCCCCCCCCCCCCCCAAAGCAUAAUGUUUCCACCUCCAUGUUUGACGGUGGGGAUGGUGUUCUUGGGGUCAUAGGCAGCAUUCCUCCUCCUCCAAACACGGCGAGUUGAGUUGAUGCCAAAGAGCUCGAUUUUGGUCUCAUCUGACCACAACACUUUCACCCAGUUCUCCUCUGAAUCAUUCAGAUGUUUAUUGGCAAACUUCAGACGGCCCUGUAUAUGUGCUUUCUUGAGCAGGGGGACCUUGCGGACGCUGCAGGAUUUCAGUCCUUCACGGCGUAGUGUGUUACCAAUUGUUUUCUUGGUGACUAUGGUCCCAGCUGCCUUGAGAUGUGCCAGCUGACAAGAUCCUCCCGUGUAGUUCUGGGCUGAUUCCUCACCGUUCUCAUGAUCAUUGCAACUCCACGAGGUGAGAUCUUGCAUGGAGCCCCAGGCCGAGGGAGAUUGACAGUUAUUUUGUGUUUCUUCCAUUUGCGAAUAAUCGCACCAACUGUUGUCACCUUCUCACCAAGCUGCUUGGCGAUGGUCUUGUAGCCCAUUCCAGCCUUGUGUAGGUCUACAAUCUUGUCCCUGACAUCCUUGGAGAGCUCUUUGGUCUUGGCCAUGGUGGAGAGUUUGGAAUCUGAUUGAUUGAUUGCUUCUGUGGACAGGGGUCUUUUAUACAGGUAAUAAACUGAGAUUAGGAGCACUCCCUUUAAGAGUGUUCUCCUAAUCUCAGCUUGUUACCUGUAUAAAAGACACCUGGGAGCCAGAAAUCUUUCUGAUUUGAGAGGGGGUCAAAUACUUACUGAUUUUUUUGUUGUUAUUCUGUCUUUCACUGUUCAAAUAAACCUACCAUUAAAAUUAUAGACUGAUCAAAUACUUUUUUCCCUCACUGUAUAUAAAAAACAGUAUAUUCCUCCUAAUAAUAAAAUGUUGGUAUUGGAUUGCAUUUAUACAGUAGUACUUUCCCCUGGGUCUCAAAGCAUUUUACAUUGUAUGAGAGUUGGUCAAGCAUCAUGUAUGGCAGCCAUUUAGUGCUAAAAUGUUUACAGUGCAUUAGCUAUGGUACCUGCUCAGAUCCAUCCCUCCUGUCCUGUAGGUGACCGGGUUCGACAGCGUGGAUGAUGAGUCCAAACACAGUGACCACAUGUUCUCCUACAAGAGCCCCAAACCUGAGGAGUGGACCUCAGGUGACAACCCCCCCUACAGUUAUUACCUCUUCCACAUGUACGCCAACAUCAUGGUGCUCAACAACCUGAGGAAGUAAGUCACUGCUCCUGACCAGGGUGUCAGGAAAACAUGUACUGUACUGAAGGUAUUCCUAUGUGUAGCCUACUGCUAUGACUAAAGGUAGACUCAGCAAUAUAUAAUACAUACUUUAUUUGUCCAAUAAAAUUGUUAUGAAAAUUAGUCUUCAUGGAAUGUAAUGCGUCAUUCUUUGUUUUCCCUCAGGGAACGAGGCCUCAACACCUUCCAGUUCCGGCCCCACUGUGGCGAGGCCGGCUCCAUCACCCACCUGGUCUCUGCCUUCCUCACGGCCGACAACAUCUCCCACGGCCUCAACCUGAAGAAGGUCAGAAACCUCUACUCUGACCCCUAAUCAUUACCUAUAACAUGCCCAGGGUUGGGUAGUAACGGAUUACAUGUAACAGGAAUUAUAAUCUUUGAAAGCUGUGUUGAGCCACACAGCUCGGAAGUCACCUUUCAGUGGGAAUGGAAGCUUUCCCCUUCUGUCUAAUCUACACUACAUGAUCAAAGGUAUGUGGACACCUGCUCGUCGAACAUCUCAUUCCAAAAUUAUGGGCAUUAAUAUGGAGUUGGUCCCCCCUUUGCUGCUACAACAGCCUCUACUGUUCUAGGAAGGCUUUCCACUAGAUGUUGGAACAUUGCUGCUGGGACUUGCUUCCAUUCAGCCACAAGAGAAUUAGUGAGGUCGAGCACUGAUGUUGGGCGAUUAGGCCUGGCUCGCAGUCGGCGUUCCAAUUCAUCCCAAAGGUGUUCGAUGGGGUUGAGGUCAGGGCUCUGUGCAGGCCAGUCAAGUUCUUCCACACAGAUCUUGACAAAACUUUCUGUAUGGACCUCGCUUUGUGCACGGGGGCAUUGUCAUGCUGAAACAGGGAAGGGCCUUGCCAAAACUGUUGCCACAAAGUUGGAAGCAAAGUAUCGUCUAAAUUGUCAUUUUAUGCUAUAGCGUUAAGAUUUCCCUUCACUGGAACUAAGGGGCCUAGCCCGAAUCAUGGAAAACCGCCCAAGACCAUUAUUCCUCCUCCACCAAACUUUACAGUUGGCACUAUGCAUUGGGGCAGGUAGCGUUCUCCUGACAUCCGCCAAAGCCAGAUUCGUCUGCCAGAUGGUGAAGCGUGAUUCAUCACUCCAGAGAACGCAUUUCCACUGCGCCAGAGUCCAAUAACGGCGAGCUUUACACCACUCCAGCCGACGCUUGGCAUUGCGCAUGGUGAUCUUAGGCUUGUGUGCGGCUGCUCGGCCAUGGAAACCCAUUUCAUGAAGCUCCUGACAAACAGUUAUUGUGCUGACAUUGCUUCCAGAGGCAGUUUGGAACUCAGUAGUGAGUGUUGCAACCGAGGACAGACGAUUUUUAUGAUUUAUGCGCUUCAGCAGUGCCAUUCUGUGAGUUUGUGUGGCCUACCACUUCGUGGGGGAGCCGUUGUUGCUCCUAGAUGUUUCCACUUCAAAAUAACAGCACUUACAGUUGACCGGGGCAGCUCUAGCAGGGCAGAAAUUUGACGAACUGAAUUGUUGGAAAGGUGGCAUCCUAUGACGGUGCCACAUUGAAUGUCACUGAGCAUUCUACUGCCAAUAUUUGUCUAUGGAGAUUGCAUGGCUGUGUGCUUGAUUUUAGAGCCCACUUACUGAUAACUGAAACAUUCAACAUUUAUUCAGCUUCUUUGUGUCAAAAGGACAUUUUUCAUUAGCCAACACAGCUCCACCCUGUUCACUUCCCAAGCACUGGGAUGACACACAUGACAAAUCAGCAGCUUAUUCAGCUAAGUCGAAACGAGUACACUAAAAACCACCUGUCUGCCUUUGCAGACAGAUCUUCGUGUUUUUGCUAACUUUGAAUGGUCUACAUUCAGAGUAUUUGCACAAUUGAUUAUCCAACUCAUGAAAUAAUCAGAUGGAACUUAGACAUGUUACAUCUGUCUAUUGAAGUCUUUAUCAUACCAGACUGUUAUGUUAAGGGUGGAUCAGACAAUAAAGACCUACAAUUCCACAAUCAAAGAAUGAGGAUUGGGAAAGCUUUCCCUGGAACUUGGUGUUACAUCUUUUUUUUUUAACCAAUCAUGAGAAACAGCAGUAGAAUAUACAAUGGCACAGUUUGGUAUAUUUUCUAAGGUUACAAAUGGUGCAAUUUAAACAUGGCAAUGUGUGAAAAAUGUGAAAGGUUGUGGAAGACCAUAAGAACCUCUUUCCAUCCCUCCUCCCACGAUCCCAGGUCCCCAUACAGCUGACCCUCCCAUCCCAACCCCCCUUCUCCAGAUCCCACCUGCCAGGAAUAUAGUGAGACCCCUCCUAGCUGUCACAUCCGUCCCAACAACCCCACCACCAACCCUCCCUCCCCCCUACCCAUGGCCAAGACCAAGGGAGUGUUGACAUCUUUCCAUCUCUCCUUUCUCAGAGUCCUGUGCUGCAGUACCUGUAUUACCUGGCCCAGGUCCCCAUCGCCAUGUCUCCUCUAAGCAACAACAGCCUGUUCCUGGAGUACUCCAAGAAUCCUCUCAAGGAGUUCCUCCAGAAGGGCCUGUGUGUGUCCCUGUCCACCGACGACCCCAUGCAGUUCCACUACACAAAGGUCAGAGCCACUGGGCACUUCUGUAGAUCUGAAAGGAUUGGAUUGGUGUAAGCAAUGUGGCAGAAAUUACAACUAGCCUACCAGAAGGCAAGAUGAAGCUAUCACCAUAAUAAUUAUAUCUACUCAAUCCAGCCGCACACCUACCAGAGAGUAACAAUUGUAAAGUCAGUGUUUGACGGUUAAUCUUCUGUGCGUGAAAUAAAGUAGCAUGUUAGCAAAGAAUCUUUGGGGAAACUCACCCCUGUCUGUUUGUCCAUGCUGCAGGAGGCCUUGAUGGAGGAAUAUGCCAUUGCUGCCCAGCUGUGGAAGCUAAGCACCUGUGACACAUGUGAGAUCGCCAGGAACAGUGUACUGCAGAGUGGUCUGUCUCACCAGGUACAGUAAAUAGAACUGCUUGGUAAAUUGUAGUGUUUUGGUAAACAAUAGUAGUGCCUGCUGACUGUGACAGAUGUUUUCACCCUCCUUAAGCUCAGGAGAACUCACCAGGACAUCACCUCAUAAGUGAUUUAUGUAGCCAUCCCUGACCACCUCAUGUAACUCCUGAGUAUGUCUCAGUGUGCCUUGUCAUAUUUAGUGACACAUAUCCCCCUUUACUCCUGCCAGGAAAAGAAGCACUUCCUGGGGGCCAACUACCUGCAGGACGGGCCUGAGGGGAAUGACAUUAGACGGACCAAUGUGGCUCAGAUCCGCAUGGCCUACCGCCACGAGACCCUAUGCAAUGAGCUCAGCUUCCUGGUGGAGGCUGUGAAGACAGAGGCUAGCGGCACACAGGUCGAGUGACCAAAGCACAGAGAGACCCUUUUCACACUAC